AUAUAUGUUGAUAGAAUCAUAUCUUUAGAGAGAGAGAGAGAAAGAAAAAUGGGGUUGACGAGUUUGAAUCAACAACUUUUGUCCAAGAUAGCAACCAAUGAUGAACAUGGUGAAAAUUCUCCAUACUUUGAUGGUUGGAAGGCAUAUGAUAAUGAUCCUUUUCACCUCACCAAAAACCCUAAUGGUGUCAUCCAAAUGGGUCUUGCUGAAAACCAGCUAUGUUUUGACCUAAUUAAGGGGUGGAUUGAGAAAAACCCAACAGCAUCCAUUUGCACAACUGAAGGAUCAAUGGCUUUCAAGGACAUAGCCAACUUUCAGGACUAUCAUGGCCUGCCGGAGUUUAGGAAUGCUGUCGCGAAGUUUAUGGGGAGAGUAAGAGGUGGAAGGGUUAAGUUUGAUCCGAACAAGAUAGUAAUGAGCGGAGGAGCCACCGGAGCUAAUGAGACGAUCAUGUUUUGUUUAGCCGAUCCCGGUGAUGCAUUUCUAGUUCCAUCACCUUAUUAUCCAGCAUUUGUUCGGGAUUUGAGAUGGCGAACCGGUGUUCAAAUAAUACCAGUUACCUGUGAGAGCUCAAACAAUUUCCAAAUCACCAUAGAAGCCCUAGAAGAAGCAUACAACAAAGCAAUAGAGGCCAACAUUAGAGUGAAAGGCUUGAUCAUAACCAACCCAUCAAACCCAUUAGGCACCAUUUUAGACAAAGACACUCUCAAAAGCUUGGUGAAUUUCAUCAAUGAAAGAAACAUCCACCUUGUAUGCGACGAAAUCUACGCUGCCACCAUUUUCAGGCCUCCCCACUUCACUAGCAUUUCUGAGGCCAUUCAAGACAUGGAUAGUAACAAUGAUCUCAUUCACAUCGUUUACAGUUUGUCGAAAGACAUGGGUUUUCCUGGCUUUAGGGUUGGUAUUGUUUACUCAUACAACGAUGAAGUUGUAAGUUGUGCUCGAAAGAUGUCGAGUUUUGGAUUAGUAUCUUCCCAAACUCAAUACUUACUCGCUGCAACGCUCUCUGACGAUGAUUUUGUGGGGAGGUUUCUUGAUGAGAGCUCGAGGAGGCUAUAG
Messenger RNA from Camellia sinensis, 1059 nucleotides. NCBI's taxonomy places the organism in Eukaryota, Viridiplantae, Streptophyta, Magnoliopsida, Ericales, Theaceae. The record is from RefSeq and is a predicted model, not a curated record.